AGCAAGCUUAAAUUUCCAGUAUUUUGUCUCACCAAUUUCAGCACAAGGUCUUUUACUUGCGUCUUCUUCUUUUCUUUCUCAAGCCAUGUCUUUCUUUUCCUCUCUCGUCUCGCGAUUGCGUUUUUCCUCAAGACCUUUAUACAGCAAUCUUCGACAGACACUUCUCCAUCGACGAAUGAUCCGACAUUCAACCUUGGAACAGACUCUGAUUUCUGAUUCAAAACACUCGUGGAACAUGUCAUGGGGUUGUUCUCUGCUUCCCAUGGCACUUGCUGUCUCUGCUGGGACGAUUUCCUUGAACGUUCAGAGCAAUCUUUCUCUAUGCCAAACCCAAAAUGGUGACCCUAGUUUUGGGGGCAAAGGUAGCACCGAGUACCUGGUGAACGGUGAACAUAAGAAUGUCCCUCAAGAACUCUUUGAUGAAUUGAAGGACAUUUGUCAGGAUAACAUGACCAUAGAUUAUGAUGAGAGGUCUGACCAUGGUAAACCUCAUAAUAGCUUUCAUAAGGCAGUGAAUAUCCCUGAUGUGAUUGUUUAUCCAAGGUGUGAGAAGGAAGUUUCUGAUGUAGUCAAAAGUUGCAACAAGCACAAGGUUCCUAUAGUACCAUAUGGUGGAGCUACAUCUAUUGAGGGUCACACAUUAUCACCUCAUGGGGGUGUUUGCAUUGACAUGACACUCAUGAAAAGUGUUAAAUCUCUACAUAUUAAGGAUAUGGACGUGGUUGUUGAGCCUGGUAUUGGAUGGAUGGAACUUAAUGAAUUUCUGGAGCCUUAUGGUCUAUUUUUUCCUUUGGAUCCUGGGCCUGGAGCAACAAUUGGUGGCAUGUGUGCUACUCGGUGUUCUGGUUCUUUAGCUGUGAGGUAUGGAACUAUGCGGGACAAUGUUAUCAGUAUGAAGGUUGUGCUACCUGAUGGAGAAGUUGUCAAGACAGCCUCUCGUGCUCGAAAAAGUGCCGCAGGAUAUGAUCUGACUCGCUUGAUGAUUGGAAGCGAGGGAACACUAGGAGUUAUAACUGAGGUUACUUUGCGACUUCAGAGAAUACCUGGGAAUUCAGUGGUGGCAAUGUGCAAUUUUCCCACUAUUAAGGAUGCAGCUGAUGUUGCUAUUGCCACUAUGAUGUCAGGUAUCCAGGUAUCAAGGCUGGAGUUACUAGAUGAAGUUCAAGUGAAGGCCAUCAACAUUGCAAAUGGAAAAAAAUUGCCUGAAGUUCCAACAUUAAUGUUUGAAUUUAUAGGAACUGAAGCAUACUCUCGCGAACAGACAUUAAUAGUCCAGAAGAUUGUGUCUGAGCAUAAUGGUUCAGACUUCGUCUUUGCAGAAGACCCUGAAGCCAAAAAGGAACUCUGGAAGAUUAGGAAGGAGGCACUAUGGGCUUGCUUUGCUAUGGAACCUAAUUUUGAAGCAAUGAUAACGGAUGUAUGUGUUCCUCUAUCGCAUUUAGCAGAAUUAAUAUCGAGAUCUAAAGAGAAGCUUGAUGCAUCAAGAUUGGUGUGCACAGUCAUUGCUCAUGCUGGUGAUGGGAACUUCCAUACUGUGAUUUUAUUUGACCCGAGCAAAGAUGAAGAUCGACGAGAAGCUGAGAGAUUAAACCAUUUUAUGGUUCAUACAGCUCUAGCAAUGGAAGGUACUUGUACUGGGGAGCAUGGUGUUGGAACAGGAAAGAUGAAGUACUUGGAAAAAGAGCUUGGAAUGGAGAAUCUAAGGACAAUGAAGAAAAUAAAAGAUGCUUUAGAUCCCAACGGUAUCAUGAAUCCUGGAAAGCUCAUACCUCCUCAUGUUUGCUUUUAGUUCUCCUGCACUCAACAUAAGCGCUAAUAAUAAUAAUACAUAAAUGUAUUUGUUUUUAUACUUGCAUUCCUGUUAAUUUUAUCGUAUUAUUUAUCAAGGUUCUGUUCGGGUCAUCAACCCGGUUUUUUGGGCGAA
Impatiens glandulifera is the source of this 1924-nucleotide messenger RNA. Its product is annotated as D-lactate dehydrogenase [cytochrome], mitochondrial. The transcript is spliced from 18 exons. The coding region runs from base 86 to 1789 and encodes 567 amino acids. Gene Ontology annotation, cellular component: mitochondrion. Gene Ontology annotation, biological process: lactate catabolic process. The record is from RefSeq and is a predicted model, not a curated record. Gene Ontology annotation, molecular function: FAD binding; D-lactate dehydrogenase (cytochrome) activity; D-lactate dehydrogenase (NAD+) activity. Lineage: Eukaryota; Viridiplantae; Streptophyta; Magnoliopsida; Ericales; Balsaminaceae.